This is a messenger RNA of Cooperia oncophora, 816 nucleotides long. NCBI's taxonomy places the organism in Eukaryota, Metazoa, Nematoda, Chromadorea, Rhabditida, Trichostrongylidae. The record is from the annotation of a GenBank genome assembly.
AUGUUAUGGUCAGAAGGAAUGAAUUACUACUUCCAUAAGCUAGCUACCAAAGAUCGAAUCAUGGUAUUCCCGGAGGACGAUGUUGGUCAUACGUUGGAAAACUCGGGAAGUGGCUGCAAACAGUAUCUAUCGCUGCGCACUGAGAUUGGUCAUGCUCUUGGAUUUUUCCAUACAAUGUCCGACACCGAUCGUGACGACUUCAUCACUGUAAACAAGCACAAUAUCAAGGUAGACUGGCUAAGUCAAUUCAUAAAGAAACAACGAAAACAAACGAUAAUUACAACAUACGUUACGACUACGGCAGCAUUAUGCACUACGGCGGAACUAGUGCAUCGUUCAACAAAAAACCAACAAUGGUUCCGUUUGACAUCGAUUAUCAGCAGACCCUUGGAUCUUCAUUCAUUUCUUUCAUCGAACUCUCCAAUGCUCAAUGAGGCACUACGGUUGCAAAGCAUCUGUAACAAAUCUACAUCGUGUAAAUGCGAGAAUUGGGCGGAUUCCCUCAUCCACGAGACUGCAAAGAUGCAUAUGUCCUGGUGGCUAUGUGGACCUCGAUGCAAUAAGAAAGAUACUAUUGCCUUGGCCGUGGUGACCAGAAGAUUUCGAGAUAUUGUCACUACCGGAUUAAGUUCCCAAGGGAACCAAAUCGAAGUAAAAUUAGUGAACUUCACGAAAGGUCGUUAUCUAUUUGACGGAUGCCCUUAUGCAGGUGUAGAGAUCAAACAAAAAGGACCAAAAGCCUCACUGGUUACAGAUUCUGCUCACCUGACGCGGCUGAACAGUUCUACGUUCUUACACAAACCGUGUCCCAAAUAA